This is a messenger RNA of Exaiptasia diaphana, 1902 nucleotides long. Its product is annotated as excitatory amino acid transporter 1. Gene Ontology annotation, cellular component: plasma membrane. Gene Ontology annotation, molecular function: L-glutamate transmembrane transporter activity; neutral L-amino acid transmembrane transporter activity; glutamate:sodium symporter activity. Gene Ontology annotation, biological process: L-glutamate transmembrane transport. The transcript has 8 exons. The coding region runs from base 171 to 1763 and encodes 530 amino acids. The record is from RefSeq and is a predicted model, not a curated record. Lineage: Eukaryota; Metazoa; Cnidaria; Anthozoa; Actiniaria; Aiptasiidae.
GGCAUGUGUUCGCWWUACCUAUUGACAUUGUGGAUGGUUUACAGACGAACUACCUAAUUUGUGACACAGUAACGACCGGUUUCCAGUACUUUGAGGGAUAGGGAAYCGUGYUAUACAUCAUUUCUACAACUUCUCUUGUCAGUUGAAGACUAGGGCGUCCUCAAGUCAACAUGUCAUUGGAGUUUGAAAAUCGUUCCAGCAGAUGGAAAAGGAUUUGCAGAAGAAUGAAGAAAGACCUUCUUCUUAUWCUGAUUGYGACCGGAGCUGUUUUAGGCUUCAUUAUAGGUGCCGCGAUCAACCCAGCAGUCAAUGCUGUCCAGGACCCCGAAAAUCGAGCUACAACACUCAUGUUGAUUGGAUUUCCCGGUGAACUUCUUAUGAAUAUGCUUCAAAUGGUUAUUUUACCAUUAAUUGUAGCUAGUUUGAUAACUGCSUUAGCUGAUUUAGACACUACAGCGUCAGGUAAGAUUGGUAGACGAGCUUUAUUAUUUUACCUUACAACGACCCUGAGUGCGUCUAUCUUGGGUAUGGUUCUUGUGGCCUCCAUUAGACCUGGUAAAACUGAUAAACCAGUUGGAGAAAAAUCAAAUUAUGCACCAUAUCGAAUCCUGGAUUCGUUCCUCGACCUUAUCAGGAGUCUAUUUCCCAGAAAUCUUGUGGAGGCAACGCUGCGACAACAAAAGACUGCGUAUCGGUCUGUUGUUGCUAAAUACGAUCGUUAUAACACAACAGUCGAUGUGUCUAGCCUUCCAGUCAACGAAACUAUUACAAUUAUCAACAAUGGCACACACAAUAUCACUACAAUCAGUCGUCUUGUCUACCCAGCAUCCAAUACAGUKCCAAACGGUACCAGAAUGCAAUGGGGCAUGAACAUCCUUGGCCUUGCCCUCUUUUCAGUUCUAUUUGGGUUCAUUUUGGGGAAAAUGGGCGAAAAAGGACGAGUUAUGCGUGAUUUCUUCAGAAUAUURAAUAGCAUAGUUAUGAAGAUGGUUAACAUUAUUAUGUGGUACGCCCCUAUUGGUAUAUGUAGCUUGAUUGCUACUAGGGUUGCCGACAUGGAGGAUAUACCGGCUGCUGUUGGUAUGCUGGCGGUAUUUAUAGUUACUGUUCUGACCGGUUUGUUUAUCCAUGGGCUGUUAGUACUACCAUUGAUGUACUUCAUUGUGACCAGGAAAAACCCGUACAAGUUUAUUGCUGGUAUGAGGCGUGCUUUGGUAACUGCUUUUGGAAUCAGUUCUAGUUCUGCGACAUUGCCGACCACUAUACGCUGUCUUGAAGAAAACAACAAAGUCGACGAGCGAAUCAGUAAAUUCGUGUUACCMCUGGGUGCUACGGUGAACAUGGACGGGGGAGCUCUUUACGAGGCCAUAUCGGCUAUAUUUAUUGCACAAAUCAGCAACAUUCCCCUGUCUCCUGCUAUGUUUAUUGCUACUUGUGUAACUGCGACUGCCGUGUCAAUUGGUGCAGCAGGCAUUCCAUCAGCAGGAUCGGUGACAACUAUCAUAGUUUUACAAGCUGUCAAUCUCCCACUGGAAAACAUUGGACUGCUAAUGGCUGUUGAUUGGUUCUUGGAUCGUUUUCGCACGACAAUCAACGUUCUUGGCGACUCAAUUGGUGCUGGCAUCGUGGAACAUCUAUCACGCCAUGACCUUGCCCUGGUGGACUAUCAAACAAGCAAUCAACACGACCCAAGAAGUGAACACAAUGAAUAUCCCAAUCGYCACACCGUUGAUUGUGACAAUUUGGUCAUGACUACCAUGUAGUGAUUUUAUCCCCCCUUGAAACAUCAGUUACAGUUGCCUUGCCAUUUUGUGUUAAAUACAAUCAUAAUAUAUACAGUAUUUUAGAAUUUUGUUGUGAAUCUCUAGGUAAUGAAAUAAAGUUUUUUUUGAAAAGUUGUUU